CCGCCAGUGCCCAACAUGGCGGCGGGCGGCGGCGGCGGCACCGGGGGGACGCCGCUCCGCCCGGGCCCCUUCCCGUUCCCUCCGCCGCCGCUGCCGCCGGCGCUUCUCCCGCUGCUGCUGCUGCUGCUGCCGCUGCCCGGCAGCGCCGCCGCGCCCUCCGCCGACACCGUGGUGCUGGGGCUGCGCUUGGAGGAGAGCAGCAAACCGGCGGCGCCGCCCGCCGCCGCGGAGGAGCAGCGCGGGCCCAUCCGCCUGACGGAGGGCAGCGAGGCCUUGCUCCGCCUCUACGGGCUGGGGCUGGGCCCCGGCGCGGCGCAGCGCGUGGCCUUCGCCGAGCUGCGGCCUCACGGCAACGCCUCGAACGGUAACGCCACGUGCCGGGAGCGCUCGCAGGACCUGCUGGUGCGGCCCGGGCCCGCCGAGCCCCGCGACACCUCGGCGCUGCUCCGCCUGCGGGUGCAGCCGCUCCGCAAGCACGAGCGGGCCAAGACCUACGUGCUGUGCUCGCAGCGCCGGCCCGGCCAGCCCUGGCUGCCGCACCAGGGCGCGGACGGGCACGUCGUGGUGCUGGAGGAGAAGAAAUCGCUGCUGCCGCUGUGGCUGCAGGUGAUUCUGAUCGCCGGGUUGUUGGUGCUGUCCGGGAUGUUCAGCGGGCUCAACUUGGGGUUGAUGGCGUUGGACCCCAUGGAGCUGAGGAUCGUGCAGAACUGCGGCACCGAGAAGGAGAAGCGCUACGCCCGCCGCAUCGAGCCCAUCCGCAGGAAGGGGAAUUACCUGCUCUGCUCCUUGCUCUUGGGGAACGUGCUGGUCAACACCACGCUGACCAUCCUGCUGGACGACCUGAUCGGCUCCGGCAUCGGCGCCGUGGUGGCCUCCACCAUCGGCAUCGUCAUCUUCGGCGAGAUCGUGCCGCAGGCGCUGUGCUCGCGGCACGGGCUGGCCGUGGGCGCCAACACCAUCGUGGUCACCAAGUUCUUCAUGCUGGUGACCUUCCCGCUGUCCUACCCCAUCAGCAAGCUGCUGGACUGCGUCCUGGGCCAGGAGAUCGGCACCGUCUACAACCGGGAGAAGCUGGUGGAGAUGCUGAAGGUGACGGAGCCCUACAACGACCUGGUGAGGGAGGAGCUCAACAUGAUCCAGGGAGCGCUGGAGCUGCGCACCAAGACGGUGGAGGACGUGAUGACGCCGCUGCAGAACUGCUUCAUGAUCAACAGCGACGCCAUCCUGGACUUCAACACCAUGUCGGAGAUCAUGGAGAGCGGCUACACGCGCAUCCCGGUCUACGAGGACGAGAGGUCCAACAUCAUGGACAUCCUCUACGUCAAGGACCUGGCCUUCGUGGACCCCGACGACUGCACGCCCCUCAAGACCAUCACCAAGUUCUACAACCACCCCGUGCACGUGGUGUUCCACGACACCAAGCUGGACGCCAUGCUGGAGGAGUUCAAAAAGGGCAAGUCCCACCUGGCCAUCGUGCAGAAGGUGAACAACGAGGGCGAGGGCGACCCCUUCUACGAGGUGCUGGGGCUGGUGACGCUCGAGGACGUCAUCGAGGAGAUCAUCAAGUCGGAGAUCCUGGACGAGUCCGACACCUACAUUGACAACCGCAGCAGGAAGAGGGUGUGCAACCAGAAGAACCGACGGGACUUCUCGGCCUUCAAGGACCCCGACAACGAGCUGAAGGUCAAGGUGUCACCUCAGCUCCUGCUGGCCGCCCACCGCUUCCUGUCCACCGAGGUGACUCUCUUCACGCCCAACUUCAUCUCGGAGAAGAUCCUGCUGCGGCUCCUCAAGUACUCAGAUGUCAUCCAGGAGCUGAAGUUCGACGAGGAGAACAAGAAAUCCCCACGGCACUUCCUGUACUGCAAGAACAAAGCGGCCGACUACUUCAUCCUCAUCCUGCAGGGCAAGGUGGAGGUGGAGGCUGGCAAGGAGUGCAUGAAGUUCGAGGCGGGAGCCUUCUCCUACUACGGGGUGAUGGCCCUGAGUCCUCCUCCUGGAUCUGAAAUCCGUUCCCCGUCCCACAUGAGCGGCCUGAACCGCUCGGCCUCGCUCAGCUACCACGAGCGCUCGGAGUCGGGCUCGUCGCCGGUCAGCGGCAGCAACAACCAGCUCAACGCCGGCGGCGCCCAGUACGUGGCCGACUUCAGCGUCCGCGCCCUCACCGACCUCCAGUUCGUCAAGAUCACGCGGCAGGAGUACCAGAACGGGCUGCUGGCCUCGCGCAUGGACAGCUGCCCCCAGUCCCCCGACAGCGCCGCGCCCCGGCCCGACGCCGCCAUCCCGGAGAAACCGGAGCCGGCGGCACCGGCCGACGAGACCACGAGCCUGCUCAACGAGAGGAACUGCCUGAGCCGCCGCAGCAACCACAGUGGCCUGGAGAACUCCAUCUGACCCCGGCCGCGCCGGCGCGCUCCGGCGUCGGCGUGCCCGCUGCGGGGCCUUGCCCGGUAGGACGAGCCGGUGGAGGAGGAGGAGGAUGAGGAGGAUGAGGAGGUGGGGAUGGAGGAGCUUUGGGAUUUGCUGCUGCUGCUGCUGCUCUGCCAGGCCGGCUCGGUUUGGGAUGGACGGAGCGGCGCGGGCGGCACCGGCACCGCCGGCACAGCGCCGACGGCUCAGGGAGCUUCGGGUCUCGGUUUGCCGCCGUGGGGACCCUCGGGAUGGAAAUCCCAAUCCUGCCAGGAAAUCUGGGAUGGAAAUUCCAACCCUGCCAGGAAAUCUGGGAUGGAAAUCCCAACCCUGCCAGGAGAUCUGGGAUGGACAUCCCAACCCUUCCACCAAUCCCAGGAUGGACAUCCCAACCCUGCCAGGAAAUCUGGGAUGGACAUCCCAUCCCUGCCAGGAAAUCUGGGAUGGACAUCCCAUCCCUGCCAGGAAAUCUGGGAUGGAAUUCCAACCCUGCCAGGAAAUCUGGGAUGGACAUCCCAAUCCAAAUCCUUCCAGGACCCUCAGGAUGGACAUCCCAACCCUUUCAGGGUCCAUCCCAAUCCUUCCAGGAACUCCAACCCUUCCAGGAAUCCCAGAAUGGACAUCCCAACCCUGCCAGGACCCUCAGGAUGGACACCCCAAACCUUUGGGAUCCCUGGAAUGGGAAUUCCAUCUCUUUGGGAUCUCCAACCCCAUUUUGGGGCAGGAAUUCCAAACAUUUGGGGUCUCCUACCCAUCCUAGGACGGGAAUUCCAAACGUUUGGGAUCUCCAACCCCAUUUUGGGGCGGGAAUUCCAAACUUUUGGGGUCUCCUCAGCCCUUUGGGGUCUCCUGCCCCAUUUUGGGAUAUCCUGGCAUGGGAAUCCCGACCCCACUCCGGUGGUUUUGGGGUUUCCUGGAGAAAUCCCAGCCCCGUCCCCGCUGGCCUGGGGAUUUUGGGGUCUGGAUUUUGGGGUCAGGAUUUGGGAUCUGAUUUUGGGGUCUGGAUUUUGGGGUCUGGAUUUUGAGGUUUGGAUUUUGGGGUCUGGACUUUGGGGUCUGACUUUGAGGCCUGGAUUUUGGGGUCUGGAUUUUGGGGUGACACAUCGCUAGUGACCAAAGUUGUACAGGCAGGAGGGGGCUGAGGGUCCCCCCCAAAACCCCCCCUGGGGUUUUUUGGGGUCAGAGAGCUUGACCCCAAAAAAACAAAAAUAAGCACAAAAAAGUUCCCCCUGGGUGAACUCCUGUAAGUUAUUGGGAGAAGGUUGAAUUAUUUUUGUUAAUCACAUCUCGACGAUCAGUUCCUAGCUCCUUCCGCAGGGAGAUUUUAGAAAUAAUAAUAAUAAUAAUUAAUUAAUAAUAAUUAAUAAUUAAUAAUAAGCCAGGAAAGAAAAAAAACAACAAAAAAAUACUUUUUUAUUAAAUCUUCCUCUAUGCAAACCCCUCCUGUUCCUCCCCCCCUUGGGGAAUUCCUAUUUAUUGUUCAGGUUUGAUUUGUAUUUUCUGGGGGCUCUCGGGUCGCGGUGGGGGUUGGGGGGAGGGGCGGGGGGGGCCGGGCCUCCCCCUCCCGGUUCUGCCCCUCCCCCCACGCCCCGGUUGUCGAACCCGCCGUGGAAUUUGUAUUUCACGGGGGUUGUUUUUUGUUUUGAUUUUUUUUUUUUUUUGGCCAGAUGGGUUAAUAAAGAUUCUAUAUCUGUA
Messenger RNA from Taeniopygia guttata (zebra finch), 4104 nucleotides. The record is from RefSeq and is a predicted model, not a curated record. Lineage: Eukaryota; Metazoa; Chordata; Aves; Passeriformes; Estrildidae.